AGGGUCAAUUUCUUCCUUUCCCAGGGCCGAGGCGGCAAAGGAAGUAUCUACGUCUGGGCCUCUGGAGAUGGGGGCAGCUAUGAUGACUGUAACUGUGACGGUUAUGCAUCAAGCAUGUGGACAAUCUCCAUUAAUUCAGCUAUAAAUGAUGGACGGACCGCUCUAUAUGAUGAAAGCUGUUCUUCAACCUUAGCCUCUACUUUUAGUAAUGGGAGAAAGAGAAAUCCAGAGGCUGGUGUGGCUACAACGGAUUUAUAUGGCAACUGCACCCUGCGUCACUCAGGAACGUCUGCAGCUGCCCCUGAAGCAGCCGGAGUGUUUGCCUUGGCCCUGGAGGCUAACUUGGAUCUGACCUGGAGAGACAUGCAGCAUCUGACAGUGCUCACCUCCAAGAGGAACCAGCUUCACGAUGAGGUUCAUCAAUGGCGCAGAAAUGGUGUUGGGCUGGAAUUCAACCAUUUGUUUGGCUACGGGGUCCUAGAUGCAGGAGCAAUGGUUAAGAUGGCAAAAGACUGGAAGACUGUUCCUGAGAGAUUCCAUUGUGUUGGAGGGUCAAUACAGGAACCUGAAAAGAUACCACCAAGUGGCAAGCUAGUCCUCACACUUACAACUGAUGCUUGUGAGGGGAAGGAAAACUUUGUCCGAUACCUUGAACAUGUCCAGGCAGUGAUAACUGUGAAUUCAACUCGGCGAGGAGACCUCAACAUCAACAUGACCUCGCCAAUGGGAACAAAGUCCAUUUUACUGAGCCGGCGUCCAAGGGAUGACGACUCCAAGGUGGGUUUUGACAAAUGGCCUUUCAUGACCACACACACCUGGGGAGAAGACCCCCGAGGCACCUGGGCUCUAGAGAUUGGGUUUGUCGGCAGUCUGCCGCAGCGGGGUGUGCUGAAGGAGUGGACACUGAUGCUGCACGGGACUCAGAGUGCCCCAUAUAUAGACCAAAUAGUAAAAGAUUACCAGUCCAAACUGGCCAUGUCCAAGAAGGAAGAGCUGGAAGAAGAAUUAGAUGAAGCAGUGGAGAGAAGCCUGAAGAGUAUACUGAGCAAGAACUAGCGCUGUUCUGCAUGACGGUGUCUUUCCUUCCCCAGAUCCCUCUACUCACCUUUCUACUAUCCAAACCUCUGUGCUAGACAUAUUACAAUGAUUGUCUCUGUAGCCAAAUUAUCACACUUUCUUGAUUUUAAAGUCUUAGAUCUCAUCAAUGAUUAUUUUAAUGACCACUGAAGCAAUCCUUUUUUUACUCUAAACCACAAAUAUAGUCCCCCACUGAAUACUAUGUACAGUUUGUAACUGUAAAUGAUUUUUUCUUUUGUGCCAUACAAAUAGGUAAUAACCUGCAAACAAGUUGAUGGCUUUUCCCUUCGUAUUUUUGUGGUAAGUGUUGUUUGUAU
Molecule: messenger RNA, 1394 nt
Organism: Pterocles gutturalis (yellow-throated sandgrouse)
Lineage: Eukaryota; Metazoa; Chordata; Aves; Pterocliformes; Pteroclidae
Gene: PCSK2
Product: proprotein convertase subtilisin/kexin type 2
Exons: 4
Biological process (GO): protein processing
Cellular component (GO): trans-Golgi network; Golgi membrane
Molecular function (GO): serine-type endopeptidase activity
Source: RefSeq, a predicted model, not a curated record